Labeo rohita (rohu) is the source of this 2393-nucleotide messenger RNA. It is a transcript of the gene slc60a1b, whose product is annotated as major facilitator superfamily domain containing 4Ab. The transcript is spliced from 10 exons. Gene Ontology annotation, biological process: transmembrane transport. Bases 69 to 1655 code for a protein of 528 amino acids. The record is from RefSeq and is a predicted model, not a curated record. NCBI's taxonomy places the organism in Eukaryota, Metazoa, Chordata, Actinopteri, Cypriniformes, Cyprinidae.
UCUGUCACCUAAACAAAUGAUCAAAAGAACUACAGCUGUAAGAGGAACUGCUUGGAUAUAUUCACACUAUGUUAAUUGAAGAGCGUAUACUAACACUUUUCAAAAGGAACUGUCAACAUACACUGACAUACUGGAGUGUGUUCUUCAGCUUUGGAUUGAGCAUAGCCUUUCUGGGGCCUACAAUCCAAGAUCUGAAAUACCAGACUGGCUCCACGUUACAGGAGAUCACCUGGGUGUUCUUCUCCCAGCAAUUCUGCCUACUCAUCGGCAGCUCGACUGGAGGAGCUUUCACAAAAACGUUGUUCGGGGCCCUCAUCGCUCUCUUCCUCUCCGCCCUCAUCAUCUCUGUGGUUUUUGCUAUAGUACCACUUUGCUAUAAUGUGCUGUUGCUGGCGAUUGCCAUGGGAGUGUCAGGUCUGGCGAUGGGAAUAAUCGACACGAUUGCAAACAUCCAACUGGUGGCCAUUUAUAAGAAAGACUCUGCUAUCUUUCUACAGGCACUGCACUUCUUCAUUGGGCUCGGUGCUCUGGUGAGCCCCCUGAUUGCAGACCCUUUCAUAUCAGAGCACUACCUGGGCAGAAAUAGCACAGAAAAUGCCACAGAGAUAAUUCACCACUUCAGAUCCAGCUUCAGGUCACCUGUAAUCCUUUCUGAGAAUUCCCCGCACUCAGAGCCAGUGGAUGGGAAGACCAAUGUGGCGUAUGCCUUCUGGAUCAUGGCUCUCAUAAAUUUGCCUGUGCCGAUCGCUGUUUUUGUGUUAAUGUACCAAGAGAAGCUGCUUCCCUUCUGCCCAAAUAGCAAACCACGACUACUGGACAAAGAUGAGCUGGCCAUGGAGACUAAACCACCAGAAAGCACAGAAAUAUCUGAACCAGACGAUGCAGUUUCUCAUCAUGGAGGACAUGGAAACAUCUUCAGCUGCUGUAUGAAUGGUAGCCUGCGUGGGUUACCAGUCACAUUUUUUGGUAUCCACAUCUUAGGCGGUUUGGUGCUAUUCAUGACGGAAGGCAUUAUGGGGGUCUACGCCGGCUUUGUUUAUACAUAUGCUGUUUCAGCUCCCAUGUCUCUGCAUGCUAAAAUGGCAGCAUACCUGAACUGUAUCUUUUGGGCAGCCGUCACUGUUGGACGACUGGUGUCCAUCCCGCUGUCAUACCGCUUCAGAACUGUGCAUCUGCUCAUCGUGAACCUGGCUGGUGUGGUUGUGACAUUGCUGCUGUUAAUGAUCCUCUACACAAAUAGAGUGUUUCUGUUUGUUGGGACGACCUUGCUUGGGCUUUUCAUCAGCAGUGUUUUCCCCUGCAUAGUGGCCUACACUGAGGACAUCCUAGAGUACCGCGGAUGUGCAUCAGCAGUCUUAGUGACGACUUCUGGAAUGGGUGAGAUGACGUUGCAGGUUUUAGUUGGAUCACUAAUUCAGAAAAAGGGCACUUACAGUUUUUUGGUGUGUGGUUUGGUCAUCGGAUGCCUUGGAUUCAUCUUUCUUCUCAGCGUGAUCCUGUGCAACCACAUCCACAGAAAACUCACAGGAGCAUCUAAAAAAGCAGCCAUGGUCGAAGCGCCACCAGCACCUGCUCUACCUGCUUCAGAGAAAGCAGCACUAGAACAGAAAGUUUCUGUAAUACAAACCGAAUCAAUUAAAUGUGACUCUGGAUGAGACCAUUAAUGGGUCAUAACCAGCUGGAAAUACUUCACAAUUCAAGUGUAAACAGUCUAUGUGCUUUCAUUAUAAUAUUUGUGUAAAAAAACAACAAAAACUCUACAUAGUGAUGCAAUAUGUUUUUUAUGUAUUUCUGCUAAGUUUGGUAUUGCUAUAUAUGUAUUUUUUGUUUGUUUGAUACGCAGAUAAUCCAGACUGUUAAAUUAUUAAUAUUAUUGGAACAGAAUGUGAGAAAUAUUUAAUUACAGAAGGGGAACUAAGUAAUUUAUGGCAUAAAAAUGUAUAAAGUUUUGUACUUUACCUAAGACUGAAAAUCAUUAACACAAAAUUUAAUACCAGAUUAAACUCUUAAUUAAUAAUUCACCACCCUGAAGAAGAAAUUCCUAGAACUUUCCUAGUUAUUCAAAACAGUUUUUAUCUUGGUUAAACUGGUUUUGGGCUGGAAGGUUCAUGGAGUAUCCUACUAUAUUCAUGUGAAAACAAAUAAUCUCAUGAUGACUAAUGCAAACAGUUAUUUAAAAUAAAUUAUUGUUCACCAUGUCAUCAACAUCUUUUGCAAACUUCAUGUGUUCUGCCAAAAUAAAUACAGCAUGUGUGCUUUGGACAAAUUAUGAUUGAGGUCACAUGCUGAAUAACUCUCACUCCCAUGUUGAUCUAAACCUGUAUCACUUUUUUAUUCUCUACAAUUUAAAACAUUUUGUACAGUCCAAAACAAUAAAGGCCACUGUUGUCUAA